Molecule: messenger RNA, 647 nt
Organism: Mytilus californianus (California mussel)
Lineage: Eukaryota; Metazoa; Mollusca; Bivalvia; Mytilida; Mytilidae
Exons: 5
Coding region: 213-647 (144 amino acids)
Source: RefSeq, a predicted model, not a curated record
UCUUGUAUGUUCUUUCCGACCGGGCCUGAAUUAGUGGUUCUAUACCAUAAGUUAUUUAAACAUGUUUUAAUUUGAACUUUAUCAUUCAAUUUCGUAAAAAAGUAUGUUAUGCACUUGAGCUGCAAAGAUAUCCAGAUGGAGUAACAGCGAUAGAUGCAAAUGAUAAGUGUGGCGCAUCUGGUCUAGAAAAUGAUCCUUUAGUUUUGACGAGGAUGUCACAAUUGCAUGGCCAUGAAUUUUGGACAGGGCUUGGUAAAUUUAUACAGUUUACUCGUUGGAUAGAAACUCUGGGUUGUUUUCCGUUGACCAAGGACCCAAGUACUAAAAAAAUCGUGACAUCAGUCGGAUUGUGUCAACGAGAAUGUUCAACAAAUGGAUAUUUCAGUUAUAAUAAAGAAGACAGUGCAUGUUCCUGCUUAAACAACAACGACGUACAAUUCACCAAUGCUACAAACCUUUCUUCGUGCCUACAAAAACCUACUAAAGCAGCAUUAGUAUAUCAGGUUUAUAAUGGUACAACAAUAAGAUCUGGAACCAAUAAUGGACUUUGUACGACAUUGACAUGCACUCCUCCCAAUGUUGUACAUGUAAAAGCAACCAGCUGUAAAGGCGAUAACUCGAUUAAAGGUGUAUGUGGUUAUCAAUGA